AUGAAGGCAGUCAGCUUAUUCAUUUUGAUGGGAUUUAUGGGAGAAUUUGAAAGUUUUUCAAGUGCCUCUUCUCCAAUCAAUUGCCAGUGGGGUUCCUAUGGCUCUUGGUCAGAGUGCAGUGGCUGUACCAAGACGCAGACUCGCAGGCGGCCAGUUGCUGUCUAUGGGCAGUAUGGGGGCCAUCCUUGUGCUGGAGAUGCUUUUGAAACCCAACCUUGUGAGCCUACCCGGGGAUGUCCAACAGAGGAGGGAUGUGGAGACCGUUUCAGAUGUUUUUCAGGUCAGUGCAUCAGCAAAUCGUUGGUUUGCAAUGGGGAUUCUGACUGUGAAGAGGAUAGUGCUGAUGAAGACAAAUGUGAGGACUCAGACGGCAGACCUUUCUGUGACAUUGACAAGCCUCCUCCCAACAUAGAACUUAUUGGACUGGGUUAUAAUGCACUCACUGGCCAAUUUACCAGAAAAAUCAUCAAUACCAAAAGCUUUGGCGGUCAGUGCAGAAAGGUGUUUAGUGGUGAUGGAAAACAGUAUUACAGACUGAGUGGAAAUAUCCUCUCCUACACAUUCCAGGUGAAAAUGAAUAAUGACUUACACUAUGAGUUUUACAACAGUAGCUGGUCUUAUGUAAAGCAUACAUCAGCAGACUCUACGUCAUCUAAUAGAAAAGGGUUCUUGGUUUUUUCAUCUUCAUCAUCUUCAAACAGUCAUGCCAUACAUAAUAAUGAAAUCCACAAGAAAAAGAGUUAUCAGCUGAUGGUUGUUCAGAACACUGUUGAGGUGGCUCAGUUCCGUAACAACAAUCCAGAUUUUUUGCAACUUGCUGAGCCAUUCUGGAAGGAACUCUCCCAGCUUCCCUCUCUGUAUGAAUACAGUGCUUAUCGAAGAUUAAUCAACUCAUAUGGGACACAUUAUCUGCAAUCGGGGUCCUUAGGAGGAGAAUACAGAGUUCUAUUUUACUUGGAUUCAGAAAAACUCAAACAAAAUGGCUUUGAAUCAUUAGAGCAGAACCAAUGUCGUUCCUCGAAGUUCCAGUUUUUGUUUAUAUCAUCAUCAGAUCACUCAUGCAAAGACCUGGAAAAAGCUUUAAAAUCAGCUUCAGGAACUCAGAAUAACACCUUGCGAGGUCUCCCGCUGGUUGUGAGAGGAGGAGAUACAGGCUUGUCAGGUGACCUUAACAGGUUAGAUAUGAACGAUCCCGCUGGAAACAGAAGACGAUAUUCUAGCUGGGCACAAUCCGUGACUCAUGCACCCAGCGUCAUCAAGCAAAAGCUGACUCCUUUAUAUGAGCUGGUAAAGGAAGUGCCCUGUGCUUCUGUGAAAAGACUCUACCUGAAACGAGCUCUGGAGGAGUAUCUGGAUGAAUUUGACCCCUGUCAUUGCCGGCCUUGUCAAAACGGUGGCAUGGCCACUGUUGUGGGGACUCAGUGUCACUGCCAUUGCAAACCGGAAACCUAUGGUGUGGCGUGUGAGCAUGGAGUCCUCAUAGGGGAUCAGGCAGGAGGGAUUGAUGGAGGCUGGAGCUGCUGGUCCCCGUGGGGCUCCUGUGUCCAAGGGAAGAAAACUAGGACUCGGGUGUGCAAUAACCCUGCUCCCAGUGCAGGUGGGAAAGCCUGUGUUGGAGAAACCACAGAAAGCAGACAGUGUGAAGAUGAGGAGCUACAGCAUUUGCGGAUACUUGAACCCCAUUGCUUUCCUUUAUCCUUGGUGCCAACAGAAUUCUGUCCAUCACCACCUCCCUUGAAAGAUGGAUUUGUUCAAGAUGAAGGUACCACAUUUCCUGUUGGGAAAAACAUAGUAUACACUUGCAAUGAAGGAUACUCUCUUAUAGGGGAUCCUGUUGCCAGAUGUGGAGAAGAUUUACAAUGGCAUGUUGGACAAAUGCAUUGUCAGAAAAUUGCCUGUGUUUUGCCUGUGCUGGAGAACGGUGUGCAGAGCCAUCCCCACAAGCCUUUCUAUGCCGUGGGUGACAAGGUGACCUUUUCCUGUUCGGGUGGUAUGUCCUUACAAGGCCCUUCAACAUUUCUCUGUGGCUCCAGCUUGAAGUGGAACCCUGAGAUGAAGAAUGUCCAGUGUGUACAGAAAGACUCUCCUUUAGCGCAAGAAGUGCCUGAAUGUCAGCGCUGGGAGAAACUGCAAGAUUCAACAUGUGUUUGUAAAAUGCCUUAUGAAUGUGGAUCUUCCUUGGAUGUGUGUGCUCGAGAAGAGAGAAGGAAGAGGACUCUGACUCUGACAGUUUGCAAGCUGCAUGUUCUGCACUGUCAGGGUAAAAAUUACACCUUGACAAACAGGGACAGCUGUCAUGUGUCUGUCGCGGCUCAGAAACCUUGCAGUGCGUGUCCACUGUGGGAAAAGUGCGAUGCCCAGAGCGGUAAUUGUGUCUGCCGAGAAGCACUGGAGUGCGAGGAUGAAGGGUUUCGUGUCUGUGUGGAAGUGAACGGCAAGGAGCAGACAAUGUCUGAAUGUGAGGCUGGAGUCCUGCGAUGCAGAGGGCAGAGCCUGUCUGUUACCAGCAUAGAGCCCUGUGCUGCAGAAGGCCUGUAGGCUCCUGAGUGCCUGCCCAAUUAGCCCGGCUGAGUAACACAUCUGUGUCACGAGCCAGUUAGAUGCUUUGCCAGUGUAGAGGCACGUUCUUUCUACUUCCUCUGCCUUGGGUUUCCUCAGUCCAGCCAUUGUAUAAAUAUACCCUUUGUUUUCCCAAGUCUGAA
Ochotona curzoniae (black-lipped pika) is the source of this 2702-nucleotide messenger RNA. RefSeq names its product complement C7 (gene C7). Gene Ontology annotation, cellular component: membrane attack complex. The transcript is spliced from 18 exons. Gene Ontology annotation, biological process: immune response. NCBI's taxonomy places the organism in Eukaryota, Metazoa, Chordata, Mammalia, Lagomorpha, Ochotonidae. The record is from RefSeq and is a predicted model, not a curated record. Gene Ontology annotation, molecular function: protein binding. The coding region runs from base 1 to 2538 and encodes 845 amino acids.